CACUUCCCCCCUGGGACUCCGACUGACUAAAAAAAACAAAACACUGACUCUAGUAGUAAAAGUAAAAAAAGAAAACUAAGCUCAACCAGAUGGGUCUCACCAAAACCAAUGCCACCGAUGAACAAGAACAGCCAAGCAGCAAAACAACGACUGACUACUCAAACAAGAACAAACCACAACAACAACAGCAACAACAGGAACAACUUAUAAAAUAAUCAUCAUCAUCAGACAAACUAUUUACACCAUGCCCAACUCAUCAAACCACAAGAAUGCCUGCUUCUUCACCCCACACCCUCUUUCCAAACACCAUCCACGACACUCUCAAUCAAAACCAACCCAACAACCCAAACCAGCAACCAGCAACCAGCACCAGCACACCAAGACACCCACCACCCUUCAGAAAUUCAACCAACCCCACAAGACAAACAACACCAACAACAACAACAACAAAACUAUAAAAAAGAGACCUCCACCGAGCGACCCACAUCCCAUCCAACCACAGAGAAGGAAGAUAUCAUCAGAACCACCAAAACCUCCACCAGCUACUAUCCAUCACAUCCCCCAACAAGAAUCAGACCGACACGAGAGCUCGAGUCUAUCCUCAUUACACUCAGAAGAUGAUCACCAAGCCUCCUCCCCCUCCUCCUCCUCCUCCUCCGCAUCAUCAUCAUCAUCAUCCGAUCAUCAUCAUCACAACAACAACACCGACCAACCAACCAGGUCGAAUACCGAGAAUCAAAUCAUACCCGAUCAUCAGCCUAUCCCUCACCCAGUCUCAUCCCCCAAAAAACUCAUCCAGCACGAUCAUCCCCCACAGAGUAGUCCUCACUCGAUCUCUAAUAAGAUCGAGAUCGACGAUCUCGACGACCAACCAUCAGAACUCGGUGAGGAUGUCUGUCUCGAAUAUACCGACUUUGGUCAAGAUCUGGGCUUCCCAGUCACCUGGUCUGAAUCUGAAUAUGAUGAAGAUCAUGAAGCAGAAGAACCAGCGGACGAAUUCGCAGAAUUCUUAUUGAUGGAUGCUAGUGAAGGCGAUCAUUCGUUUGGAUUCGAACAACUGCAAAACUUUCGAGCCUCAUCCAAGUACAGUCAGAUGAUGGCCGGAGUCGAUCGAAGCGAAGGCGGGAGUACGGAUGAGGAGAGUCAUCUAGGAUACAUGAUCAUCGAAGAACUCGGAGAUGAGGAUGAGGACGAUGAUGAGGAUGAUAAUGAUAAUGAGGAUGAUCGAUCGGAGAAGGAUGAUCGAACUAACAACCAUUCCCAAUCAAUCAGUGGCGAUGAUGGCGCUACGACUGACUCCCUGGAUGAGGACGAUCACUCGGGCCUCGUAAGGUUUGGGAUCGAGGCCGAUGACGGCAAUGAAGGUCACUCGGACGACGACGACCAUCAGGCUGAUGAGGAAGAUGAUGCCAGCUUCUUUGACUUACCUGCUACCUCAGCCCUCGGUUCAAUGUUGACGAAUUUCGAUCUAUCUGUUAUCAGCACCCCCGAUUCGACCAAUCCAGGAGAGCCACGGCCCAAUAACUUAUCUGGCUCACGUGAAAUCAAGCUGCCGGUCAUGGGAUCAUUUUCGGUGGAUCGACAAGAUGGAACGAAUGCAGGACGGACGAUAAUCGAUGAAGAGAAAUCAGUUCCACUAUCACCCUUCACAGGAACCAAGGUGAUCCGCUACAAUCGAUUCCGGAAGCUCCGACAACAGUCAUGUACUGGAGAGAGUGAGCCAUCCUCAUUGGUAGGCACGCCCAAGGCAGAAGAGUCCCAGGACUCGAUCCAUCCGGGCCCCUCCUCGACCAAUGAGCUCGGUCUGCCUGAACAGGAGUUUGAUAUCACCGCCUUUAUCAGGGGGAUUUCCUCGAUCGACGAAGGCUGUUCGGAUGGGGAGAAGAAUGCGUAUGAGGGCACGACGGCGGAGUUGGAUGGUCUAUCGCGAUGGCAGCGGGUGCCGAUGACGGCCUUCAGACGACAGAUGAUGAGGAGCUGUGCGGAGGGAGGAUCGGAGAUGCUGCUCGACGGGGCCAUCCAGCCCUCGUCCUCACUCGACGAGACCCUCGGCCUAUCCGUCCAGCCCGGCCGUGCACGCAAGAAAAACGGCUCAUCAUCAUCAUCCAGCCUCCAUUUCUCCGGCCUCAGCGCACCUAAUAAGGUCUACGACCGUCGUCUCCAUCGUCGAAUGCGCAAAUCGACUAGCAGCUAUAACUCUCAUGGCAAACAGUCCAAACUCGACCCUUGUCCAUCCGACCCACUCCGGCUCGACUCUGAGGUGGCUAAAAUCGGCCUUCCCGGCCCCAACAUCGAUCAUCAUCAUACCCUCGCCGGUCCCUCCAAAAAGCUCAACUCACUCGUCGACGAUUCCUCGGACGGUUUUCAUUCCAGAUUAUUAUUUGAUGAACUUCUUGAUCUAGACCAAGGUGAUCUGAGCACCCAAGCCUGUCCUACGACCACUACCACUACCAUCUCGACUACCUCUACCAUUAAUAAUACAACCACUCCCACUAGUGCUGCUGCGACGGUCAAUCCUGUCCAGUCACAUCAGAUCCCUGCCUCUGAUCUUCUGCUUCUUCCCUCCCUCGAUCACUCUCUUAGUCUUGAUCCUCUCACUGCCACUACUACUACUACUCCUAAUCAUCCGGUCCUCGACCUCGAUCAUCUUCCUCUCUUGAACUUCAUCGACAAAAUCUAAUCAUCUACCACUCUCUUCUUCCAUUUAGAAAGAAAUCCGUCCGGGUUCUUCUCUCUCUCUCUCUGUGUGUGUGAUUUUUUUUGUUGUCAGUUUGUUUGGUUGACUGUCUCUCUUUCUCUCUUAUUAGUUUUACAUAACUUUCUUUUUUUUUUUUUCGGUCAGAUUUCUCGCUCCAUCCGACCCCGCAAUUGUCCCCCCUCCCCCUCCUUGCCCAAAAACAACCCUCCUCACACUUAUAACACUCUCUUCCCGAAAAUAAAACGGGACUCGUGUAGAUGUGUUUGGGGGUUCGGUAUGCGUAGAGCUACCAUCGUCUAUAGAUAACCCUGUUUUUCUUUUUUUCUUUUCUUUUCUUUUUUUUGUAAGUAAAAUAAACUAGUUCAAGAAA
This is a messenger RNA of Puccinia graminis f. sp. tritici CRL 75-36-700-3, 3068 nucleotides long. RefSeq lists its product as uncharacterized. NCBI's taxonomy places the organism in Eukaryota, Fungi, Basidiomycota, Pucciniomycetes, Pucciniales, Pucciniaceae. Bases 245 to 2680 code for a protein of 811 amino acids. The record is from RefSeq and is a predicted model, not a curated record. The transcript is spliced from 5 exons.